UGUCAAAUUGACAUAACAAUGACAGUGACAUAGUGAUCAAUGAAGUCUGGAGUUUAAUUUAGGGCCGUGUGUUUGUUCAAUAAAUAUUUUUUGAAUAAAAUAUAAGACAAAGGAUAUUUAAAAUCGAAAAUGGGUUCGCUAGCACAGAAAUUGUUGACCUCGCUCAAGAGCAAAGAAUUCAGAGAAUAUUUAAUGAGCACACAUUUUUGGGGUCCAGUUGCCAAUUGGGGUAUACCACUUGCAGCAAUCGCAGAUACUCGUAAAGACCCUAGUUUUAUUAGUGGCAAAAUGACACUUGCUCUCUCGCUAUACUCGCUAAUGUUCAUGAGAUUCGCGUGGCGCGUCCAGCCACGCAACCUUCUCCUCUUCGCGUGCCACUUCACCAACGAAUGCGCCCAGUUGACGCAAGGCGCCCGCUUCGUCAACCACAACUAUCUCGGAGGCAAGGAGAGGGAAACCAAGGACAAGGCUUGAGGGUACAGGUUGUACAUAGGCAGAUGUUUUUAGGACACGGUGGUGAUUUUACUUGUUAGUGCUGAAUAAUUUUAAUUAAUAUGCAUGCGUUCUAAUAGAACUUAUAUAGUAUGAUCAAUCGUCAGUGACCAAAAGACAGAGGAAAUUAUAGUCACCGUUAUAUCUUCCUUUUCGCUCAUGCAAGAAAGGGAAACACAUGAUGAAGCAGGACAGAGUGCCCAUGUAUUAUGUCCCUCAUGCAAGGUUUUACAAUGGUAUGAAAUGGGAAGUUAUAUGGUAGUUUCUAUCUCAUUUUGGCUGCGUUUCCUUAUCAUUUGUUUUUUGUGUCCGUUGUCUUUAUUUUUCUUUGUCUUAAUGGCUAUAAUUAAUAAAACGUAGACAAUUUCAAGACAUGUUGGAUUGUACAUGUUCGUCGAACCAAAUCGUUCAAUAUUAUAUAUUAAACGAAUAGUAUGUAUUUUACGAUUCGGUCAAGUUGAGUUGGCCAUUUCUCGAAUUAUAAUCAUACGGAGCCACCUCUGUGUGGCCUCGAGAUCACUCGAUGCCCGUAAUUUUACCGUAUGAUCGAAUCGACUCUAAACCGAAAUUAUGUAAGCAGACACGUAAGACAUUUUCAAUUGUAUGUUCAGCGCAGACUGAGUGGCAUUGUGUGAUUACUACGUCAAAAAUAAACGAUUAUGUAAUAUGAGAAAUACGUAAUUGGUGUAUCUCAGAGCGUUUCCAAAAGCUGCGGUCGCGCUGUCAUUACAAGUUUUCAAAUUUUAACAUAGACAAGAAUUAGUUUUUAUUGACUUUAAAAUACAGAUUAAUUUGUAUUUUAAAGCUGUAUUGUGUUAAUGUAAAUUUUAUGAAUGAUUGCUUUUGGAAAUGAUUCCUUCCUUGACGGAUCGUAAUGACAGCGCGGCCGCAGCUGACGAAACGCUUUUAGAAAUACCCUACGUAAUAGGGAAUAAACUACGUAAAUACGAUUGACUUCAGUAAAAUAGCAUUAGUAGGUUUUUAUCAGAUGCUGCUGCAUAUUCUUUAACAGCUAAAUUCUAUUAUCAUAGGUUUGUCCCUAUUCGUGUUAUACCUAAGAAAGCCAAGUAAGCAUCUUACACAAAAAAGAUACUGUUAUAUUUAACAGUCCGUUAGGAAACAGAGUACGACAGAGAAUAUUUUCUCUCAGUAGUAAAUAAAUUAUUGACCUUGCUAAGCUUAUCAAUGUUAUUAGUGUCGUAAUGUCGUGCUUCCCGGGUCGGGCACUCGUGUUAUAUACGUUCGUGUACAUAGUAUGUAAGUGAAGUGAUUAUAUACUUGUCUAAGUUGAACUGACGUCAUAAUGCCAUUUUUAAUUUUGCUUUUGGGCAGAAUGGCCGGGGAGUAGAGUUGAAAAACAAAUUGAAAAGUGAGUUUCUUGUCAUUUUUUUUUCAACAGUUUAUUCCUGUAUUCAUUUCAACCUAUAUAAGCUAUUGCGCUGAAUGAAAAUCGCUCGAUUGAUACACAGCUUGCGUCGGACAAUUGGACUACGUCAAAUCUACGUACAAUUUCUUCGUUGUUCUGUUCUUUUCUUCGUUGAUCCCUUGACAGACAUGUGACGACGGAGAGCAACGUAGCAAUGGGGCCUGGAGCUCGAGCUCUCAUGCAAUCGAAGUUCAUUUCAUCAGUUUUCUCCCAUUUUUUCUAGCACAGUUUCUGCAUUUACAAGAAAUCACUGUCGAAAAGUUUGAGCGAACGUUUGGAUUGGUCAAACUUUUUCAUUUGUAAAUUUGCUAACAUUGGAGAACAUUGAUGAAGGGAACUUAUAUUGUCUGAGAAUCGGGGCUCUGGCUCUUACUGUCAAAUUUCGUGCCAAUUCACGUGGUGCUAACACAUUACGUGUAAAUUUUAUUCUGGGUAUUUCUCAGAGCGUUUCGAUCGCCGCGUCCGCGCUGUCAUUACAAUUUUUCGAGUUUUAACAAAGACUUAAUAUAGUUUUACUAUCUGAUUUUAAAAUAAUCUGUACUGUGGUAAUGUCAUUUCAAUGAAUGAUUGAUUUUGGAAAUGAUUCCCUUCCUCGAGAAAUUUGACGGAUCGUGAUGACAGCGCGGCCGCAGCGGUCGAAGCGCACAGAGAACCAUCCUUCUGUGUCUUGAAAACAUUUGUGCCUGUAUAUGUUGAAUUAGUUUAAUCAAAUUGUCUAAAUACGUAUGUAAAUGGACUGUUUCUUACAUCGAUAAGAUUGAAAAUCUAUAUAGAUGUAACUUGCGGGUCAGGUAAUGUAGUUGAUAUGUAGUACAAAUAUUUCGAGUUUUUACUCGUUAAAAUAAAUGUAUAGUGUAGAGGCAAAAUAUCUCCAUAUUUUUUAUAUAUAAUUUAUUUCUCGUAUAUAUAUUUAUUUGUAGAUAAAAAUCGCUUCAACGUAUGUUCCGUGAUAUUUUUAUUAUAUUGACAUGUAGUGUCUUUGAUUCUAUUUUGAAAUACCGUUACAAUAUUGUAAUUUAAAUAUUAUAUUUUUUUAAAUGAUGCCAAUUAGUAAUUUAAUGUGGUACAGAUGCGUGCUUUAUACAGAUUUUUGACAUGAUAGUUGGUUGAAACAGAUGUUAACGACGAAGAGUUCAUGGAAUCAACGCGUUUACAUCAGCAACCUGUAGCGUGCAUUGGUACGUAUAUGCGGGUACAUCCAGGUCUAGCCGGUCUUAGUUGGCUUCUCCUAGGUGUAGCCAGGUUAUGUUCGGCUAGAUCUAAACCCUAUCUUGGGCUGAGACGGUAAACAAACCUUGAACCUUAUAUAUUUCGUUGUUCCUUAAUUAUUUUGUUCUUAUUUUACUGUUAAAUUUAUAGUUGUUGUUGUUUUAUAGAGUCAUGUCACGCUUACUUAAAUAUUUAAAAAAAAGGCGAGAAAUAAACAAUUAUUUUUCUUUUUUUUUUUGUUUACCUUUUGUAUCAGUCCAUGCUGAAUAGACUAUAGGGUUUAGUCUUUUAUCAUUUCGGCUUACGUGCGGCCGGCUUUAGUUGCUCGUAAAACAAAUGAUUGAUAUUAUCGCAAUUGAAUAAAAUUGUAUGGAAUUUACUAGUGCAUGAAAUAGUUUUAAAUUUAAAUACAGGGAACUGCUGCGUACAUAAUACACAUAUUGAAGUUACCUAUAUUCAGUGCAAAAAUCUUAUUUAAGACAUCCAUUUAUUAUGAAAAAUAGUGUUGAAGUAGGUAUAAUAUAGUUGAAAUAUAUUAACAGUGUUAGGUACUAGCCAAAAUUAUUUUAGACUAUUAUCUACCUACUUUAGUUAGGUAUCUAUUUAUGUAAAUUGAUAUUUAUUGUUUUCCAAAUAAAGUAAAUAGAAUAUUAUAUUCAAUUUUGUGAACAAGUGAAAUAUAUCUACUUAUAUAGUUGGUUUAUAUAAUGUUGUUAUAAAAAUUGUUAACAUUAAUCGAUUUGAAAGAAAGUGAGAAAAUAUAAUUUAUAAAAAAAAAUAUGUCCUUGUCCUCUGUACAGUCGACCGCAUGUCAAGCUACCCGAAUUAAUUGCAAGCUCACCUUUAUUACCACCGCAUAGGGGGCCAUGGAAGGUAACUUGACAUGCGGUCGACUGUACUAGCUGAUUAGCAGGGUUCGGAUACCGUUAUAUUUUUCGAAACUUUUUCCACUGAGAUGCAAAAGAUGAAUUUCGUCAGUUUCGUUCGAUGUGAACGUUUUGGGGCACCAAUAAAAUGUUAACAAUUUUCGUUUAAUAAUAAGUUUUAAAACGUGUUGUUUUCACUUUCUGGAAAAAAUGUACUUCUACAUAAUUAUUUCUUUUUUAGCAUAAUUCACUUUGAACAACCUCACUGACCGUAACCGUAUAUGCGGAGAUUAAACCGGUUUUUGAAAAUGUCAUAGUUUUUCAGAGCUCAGAGCACAAUGAAAAAUAUUUUGUAAUCGUUAUUUCAAAUAACGUUUCUCAGUCAUGCUGUUUAAAAAAAUACAAAAAAAAAAACUUAUUUAAAUUUUUAAAUGUUCCAAGUUCAAGACAGAUUCAAGAUGUAUAUAUGUAAAAUAGUUACCAUGUCUUGGAAGAUGUGACGUAGUAGUUAGUGAAUUUUAAUUGUUUGUGUACAGUCACCUAUACUUCAAGUUACCCUUGACCACAUAGUGGUCAUAAUUAUUUGUAUAGGUUCUUGUGCCGUUGACUGUACAACACAUGGGUAUAUUUUUUGAAUAUUUAUUGAAAUUAUACGUUGUUGAUCUU
Molecule: messenger RNA, 4659 nt
Organism: Plodia interpunctella (Indianmeal moth)
Lineage: Eukaryota; Metazoa; Arthropoda; Insecta; Lepidoptera; Pyralidae
Gene: Mpc1
Product: Mitochondrial pyruvate carrier
Exons: 4
Coding region: 130-474 (114 amino acids)
Biological process (GO): pyruvate import into mitochondria
Cellular component (GO): mitochondrial inner membrane
Source: RefSeq, a predicted model, not a curated record